Molecule: messenger RNA, 489 nt
Organism: Selaginella moellendorffii
Lineage: Eukaryota; Viridiplantae; Streptophyta; Lycopodiopsida; Selaginellales; Selaginellaceae
Exons: 3
Coding region: 1-489 (162 amino acids)
Source: RefSeq, a predicted model, not a curated record
AUGUGGAAGCCAGCUCCAGAGCUGUAUCAAACAAUGGAUGGUCGUCGCUUGCUGCACAACUCAUCUGGUCCCUUGCGGCAUCGAGAGAGGCCAAGAGAAGCCUCUCGCAAGAUGGAGCAUCCCGGACUGCGUAAGAGACGAGAGUACCUUAUGCGUGGAUUGGACAACAACGUCGGCUCCCUGCUCGAGUGCCGUUGCAGGAAACCUCGAGUGGAACAUGAAGUGCGCUCCAUGAGCCUCGUCAACUAUGAUCGGGAUACCAUGCUCGUGAUACACCUUUGCGAUCUCCUCCAGGGCUACACACUCCAUAAUCCAAAAUGGCCAACUCGAUGCUCUCUGCGGAGACACCACGAGAAAUAUUCCAGAGCUCGUCAUAACAAGGAAGAACAUAGUGAGGCAUUGCUCCAGCAAGAACCAUGGCUGAGAAUGCCGAGACGUGGGCGUUCCCGGGGAGGAUCAAAACGUCUUCGGUCUUGCAGCAGCUCAUGA